AUGAACAUUACUAUACUCGAUGAUUAUUUUGAUACGAUUCGUACACUCCAGUGUUACAGUAAAUUGAAUAAUCAUAAUGUUACUAUAUGGAAUGAUCAUGUACAAGAAAUAGAAGCACUUGUUGAUCGACUUAAAGAAACGGAUGUACUGGUAUUAAUUCGUGAACGUACACAAAUUUGUGGUGAUCUUCUUGAACGAUUGCCUCGUCUAAAAUUGAUUAGUCAACGCAGUGUCUAUCCUCAUAUUGAUAUCGAUGCUUGUAACCGUUUGAGUAUAAUUGUUUCAUCGAAUCAGCAUGUUGAUAGUCCUUCGUAUGCUGCUGCAGAAUUGACUUGGGCUCUUAUACUUGCAUCAGUGCGUCAAAUUCCUCAACAGGUGACUGGAAUGAAAGCAGGCCGAUGGCAAAUCGGUGUUGGAAGUACGCUACGUGGGAAAACACUUGGAAUCUAUGGUUACGGUAGAAUUGGAAGUACUGUCGCUAGAUAUGGUAGAGCAUUUGAUAUGAAUAUACUUGUUUGGGCACGUGAAUCAUCUUUAGCUCGUGCUCACACUGAUGGCUUUGUAAUAGCAAAGAGCAAAACAGAAUUUUUUCAAACAUGUGAUAUUCUAUCACUUCAUAUGCGUUUAGUGGAAGUAACACGUGGUAUUGUUACUGCUCAAGAUCUUGCCUGUAUGAAGCCAACUGCUCUUAUAGUUAAUACGAGUCGAGCGGGGCUCAUUGAGCCAGAUGCAUUGGUCAAUGCAUUACGUGCUGGUCGACCAGGUAUGGCAGCUGUUGACGUUUAUGAGCAUGAGCCAAUGCGUGACACAAAAAAUCCUCUUCUUACGAUGGAUAACGUUAUUUGUACACCUCAUAUUGGAUACGUGUCGGUUGAUGAGUAUGAACUCCAAUUUUCUGAUAUAUUUGAUCAAAUCGUCUCAUAUGUUGCUGGUAGACCCAUCCAUGUAGUUAAUCCGACAGUUAUCCAUCAAUAA
Messenger RNA from Rotaria socialis, 975 nucleotides. The record is from the annotation of a GenBank genome assembly. NCBI's taxonomy places the organism in Eukaryota, Metazoa, Rotifera, Eurotatoria, Philodinida, Philodinidae.